Molecule: messenger RNA, 382 nt
Organism: Lecanosticta acicola
Lineage: Eukaryota; Fungi; Ascomycota; Dothideomycetes; Mycosphaerellales; Mycosphaerellaceae
Source: the annotation of a GenBank genome assembly
AUGCCUCGCGAAGUCUCCGACAUCAAGCAGUUCAUCGAGAUCUGCCGCCGCAAGGAUGCCUCCUGUACGUACCGGACCCGAGAACGAAAGCACCACACCAGAACAGAACUGACAGCAUGACCAGCCGCGCGCAUAAAGAAGAACGCAGCAACCAACCAGACCAAGUUCAAGGUCCGCUGCCACCGCUACCUGUACACCCUCGUCCUCAAGGACUCCGACAAGGCCGACAAGCUCCGCCAGUCCCUCCCACCAGGUACCACUUUCCAAUCACAUCACCGUCACCACCCCUUCCAAACGACUCACUAACUCCUACUCUCCAGGCCUCUCCAUCACCACCGCCCCCAAGAAGAACGCCAAGGGCAAGCGCGUCGCCAAGGCCUAG